AUGGGCCGCCCUAAGAUCCACAAAAGUGAGGAGGAGAAAAAGUCUGCACAGCGCCUUUGGAAUUCGAACUACUAUGCGAAAAACCGUCAGGAAAUCAAUUCAAACGCCAGAAUGAAGCGGAAGGCUCAGCGUAAAAAUACAUCACUCACAGCUCAAGGCGAGGACGGAAUCAAACGCCAAAGUCAUAUGAACAGGAGAUGGAGAGCCAAAUGUUUACAGAAACCUGCCACCGAAAGCUACCACCAUAUGUCCCCUACCGCUGUCUCAUCACCAGUAACGCCUACAUCAUCCCGCCGAUGGGACACUUGGUCCAGCCCUACCUGGCCAUCUAGUCCAUCCCCUAGCCCAGAGAAGUCUCUCAGCGCCUAUCAGAGCUCGUGUCCGAACACGCGGGCGAGCCCCACGCCGACAUCGAACCUUAGCGGGAACCUUGGCUCUAUGACGGAGUCCUUUGCCCUUUCUAGUGCUGGUGAAAUCUCCGCGCGGCUUCUUUCUCUCUUCGGCGGCGAUAUCACGGGCCGCUUGGAUGAUCUAUGCCUCGGUUUCAUCGAGGCACGAUCUGACGCGAUUAGAGAACAUCUUCGCGAUGAAGUGUUCGGUGUUCAUUCAGGGCUUGCCGUUCUCAUGGGGGCGGCGGUAGAAUAUAGGUGUCACGCAUCCAUACCCGAGAAUGUUCGUGUCCAGGCGCAGGUGUAUAGGAUUGCUGAGGUUAACAGGGCCGUCGAAGACGUAUUAGGUACCAUGGCUUUUGAGGACGCAUUGGCCCUCGCUAGCAUGCGUAAUGAAGGUCGACUUCUGUAUCAAACCCGACGGAUCGAAUUUGGCUUCAUAUGUAAACCACUAUUCUAUUCUCAUACGUUACUAUCGUCUCAACCAAACUUCAACGCCACCGGCACGCCAAGCGGCAGGCGCGUCAAGCCUAACAAGGACAAUCUUAAGUUCCGAGAUAGCGGCCGGCAAAUAGCGGAGGCCCGAGGGCGCGAUAUUAUCACAACGCCUUCAAGCUUGAGCUUGAAGCUUGAAGGUUCAAACAACAGCCUGACAAACCGUAUCCAGCCGGUCGUGCUUGUGCAGUGCUUACUUAGGCCCCUCCCCUUCUCCCGAGUCAAGAUGCAUCCCUGCGUCGAUGCGCACAUGAGACUAUUCAAUAAUGACUAUGAAAGUCUCUUCUUAAAGGGAAUCCACGCCGCAGGCACGUCAGUGGUCCUGCUCUCUACCCUCACUAUGCAGCCUUUAGACCUCCCCUUCGACUCACCUUACCACUGGCGCGACCCCUCCAUCGAGGAACUCACCGCUAUGCUCCAGCAGGAUCGCGAAAGACUAAAGUUACGUCUACGCAUUGAUGACUAUUCAGCGUAG
Molecule: messenger RNA, 1359 nt
Organism: Coniophora puteana RWD-64-598 SS2
Lineage: Eukaryota; Fungi; Basidiomycota; Agaricomycetes; Boletales; Coniophoraceae
Exons: 9
Coding region: 1-1359 (452 amino acids)
Source: RefSeq, a predicted model, not a curated record